AUGUCGGGUCGGCAACUCGCGAGGCGCACACUUAACGCGCUCGGCGCUGAUUUUGCCGCUUACGUCGGUCUCAAACAGUGUUCGAAUGGAAUCUUCUUUCGAACGGUUGAGCUUUCCUCGUCCUCUUCGCCCCGGGCGGCGGAAUUCUCCUCCUCCUCUUCCUCCUCCUCCUCCUCGAAAUUAACGAAACCAAUCAGCACUCGCGGAGCGUUCUCGACGUCUUCACAGCUCGCGGCGCCAGCCGCAUCGAACGCAAAAAGAGUUCUCGGAGAAGUGCGAAAUAAUUGGACGAAAGAAGAGAUUAGAGAGAUGUACAGCCGGCCUUUAUUAGAGCUCGUGUUCGAUGCGGCGACCGUCCAUCGGAUGCACCACGACCCCAAACAAGUGCAACAGUGCACGUUACUUUCUAUAAAAACUGGAGGGUGCCCGGAAACGUGCAACUAUUGCGCGCAAUCUUCCUCGUGGAAGAAAGAAACAGAACUUAAAGCAGAGAAAUUGAUGCAAAUUGAUGACGUUUACGAGGCUGCAAAACGGGCAAAAGCUGCGGGCUCGACGCGGUUUUGUAUGGGCACGGCUUGGCGGGGACCUUCCCAAGUCGGUGAAGGUCAAUUUGAACGCGUACUUACGAUGACUAAACAGGUAAAGGAUUUGGGAAUGGAAGUGUGCGCAACAUUAGGCAUGCUCACGCCGGAUCAGGCCGUGAAAUUAAGAGAAGCUGGGUUGACUGCUUACAACCAUAAUUUAGACACGUCCCCUGAGUAUUAUCCAAAAGUUACUUCUUCGCGCAAGUACGAAGAUCGCCUGAAUACCAUAGCUGCAGUUCGCGACGCUGGUAUAUCUGUAUGCUGCGGCGGAAUUCUCGGUUUAGGGGAGGAAGAGUCUGAUAGAGCGUCUUUGAUGCACGUUUUAGCAAGUUUACCGGAACAUCCAGAGUCCGUUCCUAUCAAUGCUCUGGUCCCGGUCAAAGGAACGCCCUUCGAAAAUCUUUCUGCUCCGUCAGGCUUGGAAAUGGUUCGAGCAAUUGCGGUUGCACGCAUUUUAAUGCCGAGAACUGUCGUCCGAUUAUCGGCUGGGAGAAUCAACAUGUCCGACGAGACUCAGGCUAUGUGCUUCUUGGCUGGAGCCAACUCUGUUUUUACGGGAGAUAAGUUACUUACGACCCCGAAUAACGACGACAACGAAGAUUCUGCCUUGUUCAAAGAGUUAGGCUUGGAGGGGAGACCUGCUUUUGUUCCUUAUGGCGCCGGCGGGAAAAGUUCGGAUGGAUCAGAAUGGGAAAAGAAUGGGAAAAAGCAAGAGCAAAAUGUCGCGUGA
Messenger RNA from Bathycoccus prasinos, 1314 nucleotides. It is a transcript of the gene biotin, whose product is annotated as biotin synthase. Gene Ontology annotation, cellular component: mitochondrion. Gene Ontology annotation, biological process: biotin biosynthetic process. The coding region runs from base 1 to 1314 and encodes 437 amino acids. The transcript has a single exon. Gene Ontology annotation, molecular function: biotin synthase activity; 2 iron, 2 sulfur cluster binding. The record is from RefSeq and is a predicted model, not a curated record. NCBI's taxonomy places the organism in Eukaryota, Viridiplantae, Chlorophyta, Mamiellophyceae, Mamiellales, Bathycoccaceae.